UUCACAGAUUUACAAUCACCAACAAGACAAAGUGACCUACCAGAGGUAGUUGUCAUGACAACAGGAAGUGAAGGCCACAUGUUCAGUGCUUAUAUGCCAUUUUCUUGGCUGAUGAUUAACCAAAUCAAUGAAAUCUUAAAAUUACCUCACCCAGCUGCAGAAUCACAUGAUCUUGAAGAUGGAGACGAGACUGUUACAAAAACAGAAUCACUAGUGAAAGUCCUGAGUGAGCAUGCACUCGGAAAAGUACUUGGCUGUGUAUCUCAAAAGGACAGUGUCACAGAAGCUGUACAUGAAUACAUACAUGACUUUGUACACACAAUGUACAAUGCUGCUUCACUACAAGAACAUCAGUUGGUUUGCCGGUCAGUAUUCUAUGUAACCAAUCAAAUGGCAAAUGACACAACAGAGAGCAUGCUGCUACAUAGCCUAGUGAAUGUUCAUAUGGCCUACCAGAAACUUGCUCCCAGACUUACCUACUUUAGAGCCAUGAACAGUGUAUGGUCAGAAUGUAGUGCCACUAUCAUAGACUUAAAAACAAAGAAUCCCGAUCAUUUCAUGUUCAAGGAGCAGGAAUUUACGUUUUCGGCCUUGUGUCUUCUUCUUGAGAACCUUUCGCCAAAAGGCACUGAUCUAAACAACCUACGUGGCCGGUCCCACUGGUUGAAUAGAGUUCAUCGUUACAGACCUGUUGUAGAGAAAGUGAUAAGCUUACAUGGGGAAGAUCCAACACUCUAUGGAGCUCAUAGCAUUCAGUCUGUGCGUAGGGCAAAGGGAUUGUGGAGUAGAGUUAUGGUGGUGAAGUUGUUUCUGGAACAUGUCUGUGCAUCGGAGAAGGAAGACAAAAUUACAAUCAAACAUUGUAUGCCACUAUGGGCAUUGCUAGGUGAAGAGACAGAUUUGAAAGAUAUGAAGUCACUGGCAGGUGUAGAAAAAUUCCUCAAAAGUUGUAAUAAACUAGCAAUGAAGGAGUAUAUAGGGGAUGAAGUAAAAUGCAGUCAGUGUGAGUCUGUUCUGGAAGGGCCACCAAUUGCAUUGCCCUGUAAAGAUGUUUUGUGUGACCAGUGCUAUGAUGGUAUGAAAGCACUGGGGGAGAAUUCAUGUGCAAAAUGCCACCAGGAAUUUUCAGAUGACUGGCAACCAGUGCGCCAAAUUGCGAAAAAAAAUGCCAUAGAUAAACUACAAGACUAUCAGAGAAGGUGCAACACAUUCUUUAUGGACAUAGUCUCCCAGUUAUGUUUUGCUGACAACAAUGCACCAUCGAAAGAGGUUGUGGAAAAAUUACUUAGUUAUAUAUUCUUCACCACAAGGAGUGAACGUCAGCGUACGAGGGAUCUGUCAAUAUUUAACACAGGAAUAGAUCCCAACCCUGUGUUCAGAUCUUUCCUUCUACAGCUUCUUAUACGAACAAGUGAGGAUAAUGUUAUAGAAAAUCUGGAACGUUAUUUAACUCAAGCAGGGGGCUUGAUCAAAAGCAAUUCACCUGAUCAGGAGCAACAGUAUGUUGAGCUGUGUUUGCUUGUCAUCCAGUGUUUAGAGGACAUGUUUACCCAAGAAGCAACUAGGACAGAUGUGGAUGAAACACAGUAUGCAUCUGAAGCCUUACAUAGAGCUACUCAAAACAUUGCAAGAGAAGGACUGUCUGUGGAGAAAUUAUAUGGAUUGGCUAGUGCUAGAAUGGGCCUCGCUGUUACAGCCAGAUAUGUUGCUGAUAUAGUAAUGAAUGACGUUGAUCCUAGACAUGUUGAUCGACGAGUGAGGAAACUUAUAGAAGCAGCUCAAACACUAUGUGAGGAGACAGAUGUUAACUGGACAAGGAUAUAUCUGGUGAAACACAUCUGUAGAUGCUAUGGUAUAGAUGUGUAUCAAACUAUAUGCCAUAACCCAGUACCAUUUCUUAGAUGGAUCGGUAUGAAAGAUGCAAAUAGGGAUCAGGUUGUGGAAGUUUCAGAUAGGUAUAUUGUGUGUGGUAACCAUUACAAAAGGAUCAGGGAAGCAAUAACAAAAGUGAUACUGGGCGAAAAUGUUGAGCACCUACUUGACAUAGUUCAGGGGUUGCAAACAGCUGGAUUACGAGUUGAACCCAUGCUGCAACUUGCAGUACACAGAGAGAUAACAAGUUCAUAUCUGUAUCCACAGCAACAGAGAAAACUAAAAACGCAGGUCAUGGAUACAUUGAAUGAAUUCGUUCAAGAUUGUGAAGCAGUCAAAAAUAAGGGUUUCAUGCAAAAGCUGAUUAUAAACCAGCUGGUUCCUAGACAUCUUGUGACUACAGAAGGUGAAGAUUUACGCUUACAGGGAAUACAGUGCCUUAUUGUUCACUUUCUGUCUGUCAUGACGUAUUUGAAAGGAGACAGAACUCUGCUUUAUCCCUUACAGACUCUGAUGUCAAAUCCUCAAAUAUGUGGUAACAUGUUUUUACCAACAAUGCCACAGGAUGAUUUAGAAGAUAUAAAAGAAGCUUUGUUAGCAGCACGUCAGAACAAUGGAGGGGAAAAUCCAGUCUUCUACCGUUGUCCAAAUGGUCAUCCAUAUGUGAUUGGAAAUUGUGGUCGGCCAGCUACAGUUGGCAAUUGCAGAGACUGUGGUGCAGCUAUAGGGGGAGAGGGAUAUCAACUUCGCCCAGGAAAUAUUCUGGACCAAGGGCGAGACAACACAUUGACUGGUCAUAUCCUUGGACGUGUACAGGUCAGAGGACAAGGUCCGAAACCAGAGAGAACAUUGACUCCAGCUUAUACUGCAACUAUAAGACUUCUUCUACAUAUGUCAAUGUUUAUUGGUGUCGGCAGUAACCUACAGGGUGUUCAUGCACUGAUAAAACCUGACAUUGAUAAUAACGGAGUAGAGGAAUUUCUUUGGGCACAUAUACAACAAGAUGUUGACGACAUCCACAGGACCCUUGGUAGAAGUGUUGACGAUGUUCUUCUUCUGAUGCAUACAACUGUGGACUACAUCAUGAGAGCACACAAUGAAGGCGACAAUGUAGGUGGCGAAGCUAGUCAGCUGUCAUCAAAAAGAGGAAGAAAUCAGUGGGAAGCUGGAUUUUCUGCCAAGUUUCUGCAGGCGUCAUUGAAGAAUAUUGACAAUGUCUUGAAAACGAACAAUCAGCUACUUGUUCAAGAUCAGAGACUUGGUGCUGAUCCUCUGCUUUGCUUAUUGUACGAGACAGACACUAAUGUAGAGAGGGAGAAUCCAGCUGCUUUGGAGGAAAUUCCUAGAGUAUGGCGGUACAGAACGCCUAUAUCUCUACAACAUCUCCGACAAGAGGCUGAGGCCAAAAUAUCACAAAAGCAACACAAAGUGUUGCAAUUAUUCCUGAAAGAGGAUCACCAUUUAAGAGCACUUCGAUACAUUCCAAGUGUCCUACGCCUUCAUCGAGCCUUGUUCCAAAAAUAUCAAAGGAAAUUAGACAAAGCGGAGGCUUCACAAAUCUUAAUUGCUCAUCUGAAAAGAGAAGAAAUAGCUGGCGGGGAAACGAUGCAGUUGCUACAAGAUUUUGCUGAUGCCUGGGAGUUGGUCAGAGAAUCGUUGACUCUGUACUUGUGUCCAACAGAACUAGGUGGUAUGAUAGUCUCUAAGGAGUACUGUAACAAAAGUAUCACAGACAAAACACCAAUAUCUAUACUGCUACCAACAACAAAAGAAGCAGGGCUCUGUUCUUAUGCUUUAUUAGACUUUCUGAUGAGAAAACAAAAUGAUUUCUUGGAUAAAUACUUGAAGGAAGCACACAGAAAAUCUGGGAGUAUAUCAAGCGUGAAUCCCAAGGAAGUGACUUUGGCUCACCUUAUCAGCUACGACCCUCAGCACGAUAUUCUUCCAUUAGUCCUAGCUAAUUGCCAAUAUUCGUUCGAGAUGGGCAAAGGGACGAAGAUAGAGUAUGAUUUUGCUGCCUUAGAAAGACAAUUGAUGGAUAGAUUCUUGUUCUCCAAAUCCAGGAUCGAUGUUGGCAGAGUGUUAAUGAUUGAUCAAAUGGUAUACCGAACAGAAUUUACGAAUGCGGAAGUGUUCAGGAAACUAGCCGACAAAAUACCACAGGAAACUUUAAGUGCUGCAGUAAAGACCCAGAUUUGCAGUGAGAUUAGAUCGCUUCCUGACCUUUGUACUUCACUAGACAAUCUAGAUAUCACAAUCAGCUUCCUCAAGUCUACAGGAGGCCAACCAGAUAAAACUUUGCACGAGUUCAUGGAGAAAACACUUCAAAUGGAAACUACAAUACAUAGUCAAAAGGCCCAGCAGUCGUGUGAGUUCAGACAUGCACAGUCGCUAUGGUUACUGUUGUCGUUACAGAAAUCCAAAAAGAUGAUGGACCACAAUCAGCAUACAGAGUCAACGUUCGAGAGCCUUUUGCGGGAGUUUCAUGAGGAAUUGCCAGAUGAGUUACUGAUCUUGUAUAGGGGCUACAUGAAGAAAUUGUCAAUCGACAAACUCAGCCAGUUGGUAGAAGUUCUUCACGAAUAUAUCCUGUUAGUUGUGGCUGUUAGACAGAAUCCGGAGGAUGACGACUUUACUGAUACAGCCAAUAACAAACUUGGUGAAUGGCUGUAUGGGUAUGUGGACAAUUUUGACAAUCCACCACUAGAUAUGGCUGUGUUGACAGAUUUUCCUAAGGACAUUUUAUACAAACAUAGUGUUCAUGCAUGGGUUAGUACCUAUGGAAUGUUGAGAGAGAAACAGACGGGAAACUAUCGUCGAUUCUGAUCACGUCAGUAUAACACGAUAAAGUACAAAUAUUGGACCAACUUUAGACAUUGUGAUUGUAAAACAUCGUAACGUUUGUGAUCAUAGUCUGUGAUAUGAGAUAUGGAUUCAGUUUCCAGUGAUGUGAUAAGGAAUUCAAAGCAAUAUUUUUGUAUUAGUAUGUUUGAACUGCAUGUAACAAACCAUGUGUAAACUGACCCAGUGAUUAUUCGAUGUCAAAUAGUUUAAGUUAUGAAAGGAAUGCUAGACUUAAAAUUAUGAUAUAAUUGAAUCUAUUCUUUACAGAAGUUUCUUGCUGUCAUUUUAAACUUGUUACACGUCAUUCGUUUCAAUUGUUAUCGCCGAUUGUUUUGGAUAAUAUUUAGGUGAUGCUUUAUAGAUAUUUUGUUCAAUUCUUUAUUUUUCCUCUUGUAUAUUAUAUAGUGUAGGGUAUUGCUGGGUUAUGUUUGUUUCGAUGUUCUCAACCUUUAAUGUGUGAAUGUGCAAGAUGUCGGUAUAUUUAUAUUUCAUGUAAAAUGUUAAAAGCGUUUUCAUUUCUCUUAAAUGAAAACCUUUCAUAUGAACAACGCUGUACUAUUUGACCGAAAUAAUUAAUUUUAACAAAUGAUAACAAAAGAUAACAUUCAAGUAUACGAUUAAAAACAUAUAUAAUUUUAUUGCUUUAUUUUAUAGUUUUGCCUUUCUUAGUUGUGAAUUGUAAUAGAUAAGAAAUGUAUAAUAUUUCUUAAACCUUAUCACCUGGCUCUUUAUCACUGACGUGUGGUAAAUUGCAAAAUCUCUGGCAACCUGAUAUGAGAUAAAAUUAUUCCUAUUUGUAUUUGAUUUGCCAUUAAAAAUAUGCAACCAGUCAAUAACUUUUCUUUGCAGUGAAAUAUGAUAUGCUAAUCUGUCAUUUAAUUGUUGUUAUUUAUUUGUUACCUUUUUUUAUUGUUUUGGCUAGGAUUGUAUAAUCCAUGUGUUUUAAUGUUUUAAAAUGCUUACUAAAUGUGAGAGAAAAUUUAAACAAAAUUAAUUUGAUGUAAUUCAAAGAGUUUGAAAAUUUGCUGUAUUUAAAUGGCAUAGCACCAUGAAGUUAAGGCGGACCUUUUUGGAAAUAAACUGGGGAUGGUUGCAUAUAAUCAUUUAGCUAAAUCAUCCAAACUGUCUAAUAUUGUACUUUAAAUCGACGUAAUAAAAGCAAAUGAUUAAUCUUUAAGCUGCAUAAUGUAUUACUAAGUUUAUGUUGUCUACCAUGAUUUAAGUGGUGAUUUUUCAAAUAUUAAAAGCACAA
Molecule: messenger RNA, 5968 nt
Organism: Mercenaria mercenaria
Lineage: Eukaryota; Metazoa; Mollusca; Bivalvia; Venerida; Veneridae
Product: E3 ubiquitin-protein ligase rnf213-alpha-like
Exons: 32
Molecular function (GO): ATP hydrolysis activity; ubiquitin-protein transferase activity
Source: RefSeq, a predicted model, not a curated record